UAAACUAGCAAUAUUAGUGUAUCAGUAUAAGAUUGAAGAUCAAUAAAAGUUGAAAAUUGAAACCAUAUUCGUUCAAAAUUCAAAUCCGAUGACAAUUAAAACGGCCGUAAACUGAAAAAGUCUACACAAGGAAGAGAGAGAAAAAGGCCCUAAAAAAAGAAAUAAUAAAAAAAUACUAGUAGUAAAUAAAAGGAGCAACGCCAGUAAAAAUUGUUCCUAUUUCUGCAAGAACCACAGACAGCACCAACGAAGAACUUUAGAAAAGUCUCACUCUCCAGAGGCUGAAACCCAAACCAAAACCCCCUCCAUUGCGACGUCGUUUAGGUGACCGGCGACGGAUGCCAACCGCCGACGACAAAUCUGACGGCAAAGUGUGGGGGCUAUUCAAAAUGCCCUUCAGAAACUCGCAGCCGACGACAUCGUCUUCCUCCGAUUUCGCCCAUUACCAGCACAAUUAUGGCCACGGGAGCAACGGUCCUCAUUCCCAGGUGGAGGGAUCGAGCGCUCACAGUGGGGCUGGGAGCUCGGUUUCAUCGGUGGCCAGAUCUCUGCUCCCCACGCGCCGUCGUUUGAAGCUCGAUCCCUCUAAUAAGCUCUAUUUUCCCUAUGAGGCUGGUAAACAAGUCCGAAGUGCUAUCAAAAUAAAGAAUACAAGCAAGUCUCGUGUAGCAUUCAAGUUCCAAACAACAGAACCAAAGAGCUGUUUCAUGCGUCCUCCUGGGGCCAUUCUUGUUCCUGGCGAGAGUAUAAUAGCAACUGUCUUCAAGUUUGUAGAGGUUCCAGAGAACAAUGAAAAGCCAAUGGAUCAGAAAAGCAGGGUGAAGUUCAAAAUAAUGAGCCUAAAAGUGAAGGAAGAAAUGGACUAUGUGCCCGAAUUGUUCGAUGAGCACAAGGAUCAAGUAGCUGUCGAGCAGAUACUUCGGGUAGUAUUUCUGGAUGUCGAACGCCCUAGUCCUGCUCUAGACAAACUAAAGCGACAAUUAGCUGAAGCUGAGGCUGAACUUGAGGCUCGUAAGAAGCCCUCAGAAGACACAGGGCCAAAGUUUGUUGGAGAAGGACUUGUGAUUGAUGAAUGGAAAGAAAGACGAGAACGAUACCUGGCUCGACAGCAAGUGGAAGUUUCUCCCUGAAAGUAGUGUAUGCUCGGUGUCGAUCGGAUAAAUUUUUUUCUACUGCAUUGUACUUGCAUGAGUGUAUUUAGUAAUUCCAUUAUUGUGAAAGCUAUGUUCCGCCAAAGUGUUGUGUAGGAGAUGAUGUGGCGGUUGCAAUUGAAUCUGUCUUGACUUUCGAGUAUUUGGCUUGUUCGCAUAUACGCAUUGUAGUUGUUUCUAAACUUAAAAAGUUUGUUUAGAAAUAUUCGAUAAAUAGAGCUUGAGUCCAUUUCGGCUCAAACAUAUCACUAUGUAGCAGUGCUUAUGUACCAAAGGAUUGUUUACUAUAAGUCAGUAUGGUGUAUAAUAUAUUUAUAAUUUAUA
Salvia miltiorrhiza (redroot sage) is the source of this 1475-nucleotide messenger RNA. Its product is annotated as vesicle-associated protein 4-2-like. NCBI's taxonomy places the organism in Eukaryota, Viridiplantae, Streptophyta, Magnoliopsida, Lamiales, Lamiaceae. Gene Ontology annotation, cellular component: plasma membrane; endoplasmic reticulum membrane. The transcript has 7 exons. Bases 339 to 1130 code for a protein of 263 amino acids. The record is from RefSeq and is a predicted model, not a curated record. Gene Ontology annotation, biological process: endoplasmic reticulum membrane organization.